Messenger RNA from Triticum turgidum subsp. durum (durum wheat), 867 nucleotides. NCBI's taxonomy places the organism in Eukaryota, Viridiplantae, Streptophyta, Magnoliopsida, Poales, Poaceae. The record is from the annotation of a GenBank genome assembly.
AUGGGUUACUCCAAAAACCUAGGGGCUGGCCUGUUUGCCAUGCUGCUCCUUGCUCCGGCCGUCCUGGCCUCCGACCCUGACCCUCUCCAGGACUUCUGCGUUGCUGACCUCGACGGCAAGGCGGUCUCUGUGAACGGGCAUCCAUGCAAGCCUAUGUCGGAGGCCGGUGACGACUUCCUCUUCUCGUCCAAGCUGGCCAAGGCUGGCAACACGUCCACCCCGAAUGGCUCUGCUGUGACGGAGCUCGACGUGGCCGAGUGGCCCGGUACGAACACGUUGGGCGUGUCCAUGAACCGCGUGGACUUCGCACCAGGGGGCACCAACCCGCCGCACAUCCACCCGCGCGCUACCGACAUUGGCAUCGUGAUGAAAGGUGAGCUCCUCGUUGGUAUCCUCGGCAGCCUCGACUCUGGGAACAAGCUCUACUCCAGGGUGCUCGACGUGGCCGAGUGGCCCGGUACGAACACGCUGGGUGUGUCCAUGAACCGUGUGGACUUCGCGCCGGGAGGCACCAACCCGCCGCAUGUCCACCCGCGCGGGACCGAGAUCGGCAUGGUGAUGAAAGGUGAGCUCCUCGUUGGAAUCCUCGGAAGCCUCGACUCCGGAAACAAGCUCUACUCUAGGGUGGUGCGUGCUGGAGAGACGUUCCUCAUCCCACGCGGGCUCAUGCACUUCCAGUUCAACGUUGGUAAGACAGAGGCCUACAUGGUUGUUUCCUUCAACAGCCAGAACCCCGGCAUCGUUUUCGUGCCGCUCAUGCUCUUCGGUUCCAACCCGCCAAUCCCCACGCCGGUGCUCACCAAGGCACUAAGGGUGGAGGCCGGGGUCGUCGAACUUCUCAAGUCCAAGUUCGCUGGUGGGUCUUAA